This is a messenger RNA of Micropterus dolomieu (smallmouth bass), 865 nucleotides long. Its product is annotated as vegetative cell wall protein gp1-like. The annotation marks the transcript as partial. NCBI's taxonomy places the organism in Eukaryota, Metazoa, Chordata, Actinopteri, Centrarchiformes, Centrarchidae. The record is from RefSeq and is a predicted model, not a curated record. The transcript has a single exon.
UCGGGCUCCCCUGUUCCGCCGGACCCUCCUGGCUCCCCGGAUCCGCCCUCUGGCUUCCCUGGUCCGCCCCCGGGCCGCCCGCCGGACCCUCCUGGCUUCCCUGGGCCGCCCUCUGGCUCCCCUGGUCCGCCCUCUGGCCGCCCGCCGGACCCUCCUGGCUCCCCGGGUCCGCCCUCUGGCUUCCCUGGUCCGCCCUCGGGCCGCCGGCCAGCCUCUCAUGGUCCGCCCUCUGGCUCCCCUGUUCCGCCCUCGGCCUGCCCGCCGGAUCUCCCUGGCUCUCCUGCUCUGCAUUCAACCUGCCCCCCUGAACUUCCUGGCUCCCCCUGUCCGUCCUCAGGCUGCCCGUCGGACCAACCUGGCCCCCCUGAACCCCUUGGUCCCUCUGCUCCGCCCCCGGGACGUCCGCCCGAACCCCUUGGUCCCUCUGCUCCGCCCCCGGGACGUCCGCCCGAACCCCUUGGUCCCUCUGCUCCGCCCCCGGGACGUCCGCCCGAACCCCUUGGUCCCGCUGCUCCGCCCCCGGGCCGUCCGCCCGAACCCCUUGGUCCCCCAGCGCUACCCUCUGGCACCCUGUCUAGCCCUGAGUUUCCAGUUCUGCCCUGCCUGUUCCCCUAACUCUUCCCUGUCCUGAAGCCCUCCCUGUAUUCCCAGUUUGGUUUUGGACCCUGGACACCCAUCAGCCGGACCCCAGUACAUCCUCCCCCCCGUGUUAACCUGCUAAACCCCCUGUCCUAUAGGAAGGCCGCCGGGAGGCGUCCAUUGAGGAGGGGGCCCUGUUGUGGUGGCAGCCCGGCUGACGGUGAGUGUCCUGGUUUUUUCUACUUUUUAUCAGUUUUUCUGCUUUUUCCAUUGGUUUCCUGUUCUC